Molecule: messenger RNA, 140 nt
Organism: Dentiscutata erythropus
Lineage: Eukaryota; Fungi; Glomeromycota; Glomeromycetes; Diversisporales; Gigasporaceae
Source: the annotation of a GenBank genome assembly
AGACCUUGAAAGCUGGAGCUGAAAAAGAAAAGAGCCAGAAGAAAUUAUAUUCAAGGCUAGACCAAGAAAAAGAAAAAAUUAAAGACUCUGAAAAGAUAUACUUAGCUUCGCUCUCUACCGAAAUACCUAGGGAUAUGUAA